AUCAAAUUAACAAAUUUCAAACGCACACACUCUCUCUCAUUCACGAUUCCUACACAUCUGUUCUCAAUUAACACAAAUAUCUCGUAAUUCCCUUAAAUCGUCAGCAAAAGAUUACUUUUGAUCAUUAUGAACACCUUUCUCUAGUCUACCAGGUAUUUGUUCUACCAAAGGUUAAAGUCGGUUCAGCAUCUACUUGAUUAUUGUUUGUCUCAUGGAAAUUACAAAUUAGGGCAUUUUUGAUUUAAGGAGUCACGUAGGACCAGGAAGAAGAUUAUAUGCACUUUUGCACUUUAUGCGCUGGAUUUCACUUCAUCAAACUAGCUUUGUUUAUAGUUGCCCUAUUUUUUCACCAUGUCCAUCUUUCGUCGACGUGGAUCUUCUCACCAACAGCUAGAGCAGGAGCACCCUGAACUACAAUCCGACUCCAAGGUCAAUGAGCUUAAAGCUGCUAUUGGACCACUUUCAGGGAGAAACUUACUGUAUUGCACUGAUGCAUGCUUGAGAAGAUAUUUGGAAGCUAGGAAUUGGAAUGUAGACAAAGCAAAAAAGAUGUUGGAAGAAACACUUGCCUGGAGAUCAACCUAUAAACCUGAAGAAAUCCGUUGGCAUGAAGUCGCAAUGGAGGGUGAAACAGGAAAAUUAUUCAGAGCAAAUUUUCAUGACCGAGUUGGAAGAACUGUUCUGAUAUUAAAACCAGGACUUCAGAAUACAAAAUCAAUGGAGAACCAGAUCAAACAUCUUGUAUACCUGAUGGAAAACGCGAUGCUUAAUCUUCCGGAAGGUCAGGAAGAAAUGGCAUGGUUGAUUGACUUUACCGGGUGGUCAUUUACCACUAAUGUUCCGGUUAGAACCGCUAGAGACACCAUCAAUAUAUUACAAGACCAUUAUCCUCAAAGGCUAGCCGUCGCUUUUUUGUACACCCCUCCCCGCAUUUUUGAAGCUUUUUGGAAGAUUGUUAAGUAUUUCAUGGAUCCGAAAACAUUCCAGAAGGUGAAAUUUGUGUACCCAAAGAACAAAGAGAGUGUGGAGCUGAUGAGAUCGUAUUUUGAUAUGGAUAACCUCCCGACUGAGUUUGGUGGAAAGGCAACCAUGAAGUAUGACCAUGAAGAUUUUUCAAGGUUAAUGGCUCAAGAUGAUGUCAAAGCUGCUAAAUUUUGGGGUUUUGAUGAAAAGACCGGUUCUAUGUCUUCAAGCCAUGCUGUUGGAGCCACGGUUGCUCCAGAGCCCGCUUUGGCUUAGCAGCAUUCGGGCUAAACCAGUCAGCCCGGAUGCCAACUGCCUUAUUAUAAUUGUAGUUGUGUGCGUACCCGAGAUCACUAUUAUUAACCCCUUGAUUUUUAUAUUUGUGUAUGACAUUUGAUGGUUAUACUUCAUUGUGGAACCGAGUUUAUGAAAGAAGGCUUAAUUUUUGGCACA
Molecule: messenger RNA, 1416 nt
Organism: Lactuca sativa (garden lettuce)
Lineage: Eukaryota; Viridiplantae; Streptophyta; Magnoliopsida; Asterales; Asteraceae
Product: Sec14p-like phosphatidylinositol transfer family protein
Molecular function (GO): phosphatidylinositol transfer activity
Source: RefSeq, a predicted model, not a curated record